Messenger RNA from Striga asiatica, 2985 nucleotides. The record is from the annotation of a GenBank genome assembly. NCBI's taxonomy places the organism in Eukaryota, Viridiplantae, Streptophyta, Magnoliopsida, Lamiales, Orobanchaceae.
CGAAAGGGCUUACAUUACACCAGAUGCUUUCAGUUUUCUAAUGGCAUCGUUUAUGGCGGACCAGUCAGGGACGAGCAGAUUUUCCAAUUUCCACCACCUCAAUGCUUAGCCGCCGGCGUGUCCUGUCACUAUAUAGGCUUAAAUUGGCCUCAACCGCUUACUCCGGCGAGGAAAACCUAGGUAUUGGCGUAAGCAUUACAUCGUAUGGACUCCAGCAGUUGACAAUUGCCACUCAAAAGGGAGUUAAUGUUGUAAUAAACAGAAAAUUCAUGGAAUCAAAGAAGAACUUUCCCCUUACCGCAAACGAUUACGAGUUGUAUGAGGAAAUUGGAGAAGGCGCCUGUGCUACUGUAUAUAGAGCUCUUUGUAUACCUCUGAACGAGACUGUUGCAAUCAAGGUCCUUGAUUUCGAGAAAUGUGAUAAUGACUUGGAUGGUAUCGGGCAACAGGUACAAACGAGGAUUUUGAUUGAUCAUCCAAAUGUCUUGCGGGCUUACUGCUCCUUCACCACUGGCCAUAAUCUAUGGGUGGUGAUGCCUUUCAUGGCUGGGGGAUCUUGCCUUCAUAUUCUGAAGACAUCUUUUCCAAAAGGUUUUGAGGAGGCCGUUAUUGCAACAUUAUUACGUGAAGUUCUUAAAGCUCUGGUGUAUUUUCAUGCCCACAGACAUAUCCACAGAGACGUGAAAGCUGGGAACAUCCUGAUUGAUUCUGACGGUAGUGUUAAAUUAGGAGACUUUGGAAUUGCUGCAUGUAUGUUUGAUACCAGUGAUCGUCAGCCAUCAAGAAAUACAUUUGUCGGUACCCAAUGCUGGAUGGCUCCUGAAGUCAUGCUGCAGCAAGUGCGUGGAUAUGAUUUUAAGGCAGAUAUCUGGUCAUUUGGAAUAACAGCGCUUGAGCUUGCUCAUGGUCAUGCACCAUUCUCCAAGUACCCUCCAAUGAAGGUUCUGCUGACGACCCUUCAAAAUGAUCCUCCAGGGCUGGAUUACGAAAGAGAGAAAAGAUUCUCAAAGUCUUUCAGAGAAAUGAUUGCUUCGUGCUUGGUAAAGGAUCCCGAAAAGCGCCUCACCUCAGAAAAGCUUUUGAAGCUCCCCUUUUUCAAGAAUGCUCGCUCAAGUGAUUAUUUGUCACAUACUAUCCUUGAUAGCUUGUCCCGACUUGGUGAAAGCUUUAGGACGCUUAAGGCUAAAGAAAAGGACAUUCUUGUUCAAGAUAAGGAAUUAUGUAAGGAUAAAGAGCAUCUAUCACAGCAAGAGUAUAUUCGAGGAAUCAGUGCCUGGAACUUUAAUUUGGAGGAUCUGAAGAAUCGAGUCGCCCAUGUAAGCCUACUAUCCAUUGUUCAAUUGCGUAAUGUAUCAGAUUUUAUAAAUGCCAGAUUCAUUAGUAGUUAUUCGCAGAUUCAAGAUGAUCUCAUUUCAAAUUCAGAAGAUUCAAGUGUGAGUGGGAAGCAAAUUGACGCACAAGAUGAUAUCGGGUUUACUAUGAAUAGAGUGUAUCCCGAGCGAGUUAAUCAUUUUAAUGCUGCUUCUCAAUUGGAAGAUGAGCUAAAUGAUAUCAAUGACUUGGAUCCUUCUGUUGCUUCAUUUCCUAGUAAACCUCUUCAGGCUCUAAAGGACAACAAAUGCAUGGACCUUAUGAGAAUCGCGAAAUCUCUUGAAGCUGAUAACCAAAUCAGUUAUGAUCGAGAACGCCCCAGCAAACAUAGACGAUGCGUACCUCUCAGGUGUAACAACUUGUUUCAAAGACUUGUUGACAUUUACUCUCGCCUGUUCCUAAUCCACUACCCGGAGUUCAAGCUCAUCGUCGAGGCUCACUCUGGUCAACCGAACAUCUCAUCGGUCAAUGGUGCAAAGUCCGCCGCAACCGCGCUCGUCUCCGCCUGGUUUUGGGACUUAUACGUUUCGCUUCGAAAAUCAGUUCAGUCAGUCUCUGGUUCUGCAUUUACCCAACACUUUGGCACACCUCAAUCGUUCAUUCUUGAACGUUACGACAGAUUUCUGGUUCACCUUAAUGCUAUCCUCCGCCCAACGCACAUUCAGUACACUAUUGCAGAUGCAGUGUACAUUCCUUUGAUUACCACCACCUAUGACUGGAACAACCUCCAAAACCCAUUCACCAUCACUGACAUGAAAGUGGACGAAGAUUAUGCUUACGCUCUCAUGGAAAUCAUGGAGAAGAGGAACUCUUCCUGGAGGAUUGAGAAGCUGAGUUCCGAUAUCUUUGGAACGCCAGCAUGGCUUCUCGAUUGGCACCCUGCGAACGAGAAUGUAAUAACCUUGAAACCACCUGCAGCUUAUGCCUGGUUUCCUGAUAAAUCCAACUUCAACAAGGAGGACCUUAUUGCUGCUUACAUCAUUGGAGAGGCCAUUACACCAAUACUCGGCCCUGUUGAUGCCGACGAUUGGCAACUUCUUCUCCCUGACGGGAGAAAACCAGCUGAUGUCUUCUGGGCUGAAACCCAUCGUGUCGACGCGCGGCGUUUUACAGGGUCCACAGAAGUGAGAGUCUAUGACGAGAAGAAAUUUGACUUCAUUGUCAUCCGAACCACUCGGACAUCGGGAAGCAAGCGACCAGCGCCGGACAUAGCUGGAUAUAUUCUGCCACAAUUGAAGGAAACAGUCAGCGAGGCAUCAUCCUUGGAGAAAGUGGACAUGUUUAGGAUCCUAGAUUAUUGUUAUUAUGCUAGGGUCAUAUUUAGGACUUCUGCACAAAGCCAACAUGUAGCCUUGAAGGCGAUGGCUUUUAUCUAGACGUCUUGUUAGGUGAAGUAUGUGUAUGACUCUUGAUUACUAAUCUACUAUGGCCUCGUUUACUAGCCUUGAUACGAUGGGAUAAACCAACCUUAUCCCUUGUUCGCUAAACAGGAUUGGGAUGAGAAUACAGAUGAUGUGGCAUAAGUUUGCGCACGCAUGUAUCCUUGUUGGUGGGAUAAAAAAAUUCGACCAUUGAGGUGUGAUAAAUUUAUCCUUGGUCUCAAAUGACCUUGUG